ACUUUAACGUUUUCAGAAACACACAAUUUCUCUGGCGUCGUCAUUAAAUCUUGGUGGAAAAGUAACUGUAUCAACAAUUCUUUCAUUGGUUAGUGUGAAACGUUUGUUGGAGAAGUUGUAGUAGAAGAUUUGGAAAAACAUAAUGUAUUCCUAUAGAUCCUAAAAUACUGGUCUGACCAAUUUGCAGAGCUAAUCAUGUGGUAUUUACCCUCUAAUUUGAGCUUCGGAACACCAUUGAAGAAAUGAGAGUGCUAAUUUUAGAAAUUCAAUGUCGCAUUAACCGUUCGAGUUGCAGAAAUGCAGCCUGCGCCAAAAGUUCCAGAAUAAAGUGUACUUUUUACACAUAUAAACAGGCACGCACAGGUUUCUGGGAAGCGAAACCGGUCAUAACCGAAAUCGAACAUAAUAGAAACUGAUCAAGACGGUCUUGCUUGACAAGGCCGGCUUUGUAUAAACUAAAUUUUAUUUUCUUGGUAUUUUUUUCAGCCAAGUGGAGAAGGAAAAUUAAGUAUUUCAACGAACAAUUCAGUGGGUUUUGAUAUAUGCAGGAUGAGUAGAUUAAAGAGCAAUUUCAAGCGUAAACGUGCUAUGAAUCCAGAUUUGUGUACAAGUUUGGCCGAUGAUGCUCAAAAUUUGGAUAAUAAAUCCACGUCAAAUGUAUCAUCAAACACGGAAGAUGAAUCGUCUAUGAAUGUUAAUGAUAAACCAUAUGGAAGACCUAAGUCAAACGUAUGGCAGCAUGCUACCAGAAUAAAUUCACAGCAAGCAAACUGUAAUAAAUGUGACAAAAUAAUAUCGACAUCGUACGGCUCAACAGGCACUUUACGCGCUCAUUUGGCAAAGCAACAUGAAAUGAUUGCAUUCAAUAAGCCCUUGGCAGAAUUAAAGAAACCUCAUUCGAUAGCAACUGACGAAAAACAAAAAUUAUAUAUAUUAGCUAUGAAGUGCAUCAUGGAGGAUGGUCGUUCUUUUAAUGACUUACAUAAACCUGGUAUGGCAAAACUCUUAAAUGCUAUAAGACCAGAUACACCAUCUGAAAAUCCGAUUUUGAAGACUCCCCAUAUAUCGAAAGCUGCAGUAAACAUUUCUCAACAAAAUGGUGAAUGGCCGUAA
Messenger RNA from Didymodactylos carnosus, 1113 nucleotides. The record is from the annotation of a GenBank genome assembly. NCBI's taxonomy places the organism in Eukaryota, Metazoa, Rotifera, Eurotatoria, Philodinida, Philodinidae.